CGCGCGGUCACAUGAUCCCGCUGGGACCGAACCAGGAAGUGGCGGCUUGUUUAGGGAAGAGGAUCAGAUGUGUUUUCAGACAUGUCUCUUUACAGAAGCUGCUCGUUCUGUGUUCUGCUGCUGAUACACGUCCACUCCCUCGUGUUCGGUGACACAUUGAACCUCACCGCCGCGGAACCAGCGGACCGGCCCGCCCUCCACAGCUCCCCCGUGUUCAAGCCCGCUGCGCCGGACUCCCUCGGUCUGCUCGCGUCGUUCCCGGAGGACCUGGAGAUCAGCUUCUACUGCCGCGACCUGCUGCUCAUCUUCGGGCAGCGCUACGACACCUACGUGAACUGCCUGGUUCCGGCGGCUCGACCCGUCCGAGUGUGUCAGAAAUGUUUCUCCAGCUAUGGCAGCCUGAUGGAGAUCUACAACAACAUCUCCUCGGACCAGAUGGGUCCUGGGAACGUGAGCUGCGGCGACAGUCUUCUGCGCAGUGACCGACUGAUGCUGGUUUAUCGGCUCUACAGCAACCUGAAGAACCUGUGGGGUCAAUCAAGCUGCGAAAAAUGUAUCACUGCAGGAUUUCAGAGCCUGACGAAUGACACGCUGUACUUCAUGGCAACCCUCAACCAGACUAUCACCUGUUUUGAGAAGUAUCAACAGGGGAAUCACACAGAGCUGUGCGCAAACUGUAAGAGCACAUACGCGGACCUGAACGAGCUCUACAGCGGAAUGGAGAAGAAUCUGACUCUGUGUAUUGACAUAGAAGAUGCGAUGAAUGGGACACGCAAACUGUGGAGUAAGAAUUUCAAUUGUUCCUUGCCCCGCGAGGAGACGGUGCCUGUCAUCGCUGUGUCCUGCUUCAUGCUCUUUCUGCCCAUCAUCUUCUACUUGAGCAGCUUCCUUCACUCCGAACAAAAGAAACGCAAGCUCAUACACCCCAAGCGAGCGAAGUCGUACACCAGCUUGAUGAACAUUCAGGACAAACGGAGCUGAGCAGCUGAGCAGGAGAGAUGCACUGAAAUGAUUGACAGCAUUCCUUUAUCAAGAGCUACACUCCCAGGAGUAGAUUUGACUUCUCCCUGUCUCGUGCUUGAGGCUCGACGGACCUCCAAUGAACACAGAGCCCUCGACUGCAGCUUUCCUGUUGUCUUCAGGGGGGGGGCCGGGCUGUGAUACCAAUACGUAUUCAACAGACCUCUAGGAUCUAAAUCAUUGAAACUUAAAAGUGAAAUGCACUGGAUUUAUUUUAUUGCACAUUAAACUAUUGAUUUCAUAGCCGUACAACCUUUUUCUUAAAGAUGUAAGCGAUUAUGUUGGAAAGCAGGAAAUAGAUUUGCCCAGAUAAAAAUAUAUAAAAAUAAGAUGAAGAAAUUUAGAAACCGUCCACGCACUGUGUUUGAGUCGGCCUCUUAAUGCCAGAAUUAAUAAUCAGCUUUGUUUUGUGAAGUUUGUCAUGUUUAAACUUGUAUUUUGUAUUUCUAUGAGCAGAAUGUGCUGUGAGACAGGUGUCGUGAGAAAGUGAGCGGCCUGAAUGCUGUGUGCCUGUGUGUGUCCGUGCGAUUGAGCUAAUGUGUGCACGUGCUCUAUUUAUGGGUUUGGUUGAGAAAUGGGUUUUUCUGUCUCUAAUAUAUGUCCAGAAGAGAGCGGCGAAAAGGAAGCACUUGAUGUCCAUUAGCGGUGACAUGUAUCUGCUGUAAGAAGAGGGGGGCACAUGAGCCGGGAGGGUCGGGGGGGUAAAUAAAGACGUAACACACAUAAUGUAAGAGCACUCUGACUGGGAUGUUACCUGUUUUCCAGGCAGUGUGUGUGGUUUUUUUUGUGGUUUCAUAAAGCUUUUAAUGUGCUUUGUUGUCAUUUCCCACUGAUGUUUAACUUAAUUUGUUAAGGGUUUGUGACUGCACAUGGCGGCAGAGUCUCUGCUAUGAGAUAUGUUGAGAUACGAGUGUUGAGUUGAUGAGUGUGCCUAUUAAUAAAAAAAUGCAUUUGCUGUGAAGAAACCCUUAUUUUAAAUGCAUUUGCCCAAAUAAAUAUUUUUAUGUCAUAAGCAUUAA
Messenger RNA from Hippoglossus stenolepis (Pacific halibut), 2039 nucleotides. RefSeq names its product osteoclastogenesis associated transmembrane protein 1 (gene ostm1). The transcript has 6 exons. Gene Ontology annotation, cellular component: cytosol. The coding region runs from base 82 to 981 and encodes 299 amino acids. Lineage: Eukaryota; Metazoa; Chordata; Actinopteri; Pleuronectiformes; Pleuronectidae. The record is from RefSeq and is a predicted model, not a curated record.